AUGGGUCAAGACUCCGGUCAGUCCCAGGUCAUGAGUCAUGACCCUGGUCAAUCCAAAGUCAUGGGUCAGGACCCUGGCGGAUCCCAGGUCAUCGGUCAGGACCCUGGCGGAUCCCAGGUCAUGGGUCAGGACCCUGGCGAGUCCCAGGUCAUGGGUCAGGACCCUGGCGAGUCCCAGGUCAUGGGUCAGGAACCCAGCCAAUCCCAGGUCAUGGGUCAGAAAUCCGGCCAGUCCCAGGUCAUGAGUCAAGAUGCCAACCAGUCCCAGGUCAUGGGUCAGAAACCCGGUCACUCCCAGGUCAUGGGUCUGGAUAUCAGUCAACCUCGCGUCAUAGACCAGAACACCUUUUGGUCCCAGGUCAUAGGUCAGGACCUCGACCAGUCUCGGGUCAUAGUUCAGAGCCGCAGCUCGCCCCAGGUCAUGGAUCGGUAUCCCAGCAACCCCCGGGCUCACGCCAGCACGCCAACCACCGCCGGGUCAUGGGCCAGGACAGGGACAUAG
Branchiostoma belcheri (Belcher's lancelet) is the source of this 501-nucleotide messenger RNA. RefSeq names its product glutenin, high molecular weight subunit DX5-like. The record is from RefSeq and is a predicted model, not a curated record. The transcript has a single exon. The coding region runs from base 1 to 501 and encodes 166 amino acids. NCBI's taxonomy places the organism in Eukaryota, Metazoa, Chordata, Leptocardii, Amphioxiformes, Branchiostomatidae.